AACGGUUCCUGGGGGAGGGGAAGCGGCAUUCGGCGGUUACGCGGGGCGGAGGGGGGAGAGGGUGGGGCGGACGCUUUCAAGGCUCUGUCGUUCUUUGGCUGGGAGUGGUGGCUCGGCCGCUCCAUUAAUGGGGUGAAUUAAGGAAAUUAGAAGGCGAGGGAGCGACAAAAGAGGUAUUUUUAGGCGUGCGCGAUCGCAAAAGAGCGAGCUUGGUGACAGAGGAGGGUUGGAGAGACGAGCGCGUGGUUCUGGGAGUCGAGGUCUCUCAUGGCGUUUGAAUCGGGGUCUCCGGCGAGCCGGCCGGGCGAGAGGCCGGACGGAGGGUCGGGAGAGGAAGGGCUGUACGAGGAGCUAUGGAGGGCGUGCGCAGGACCGCUGGUGGAGGUCCCGCUGCUGCACGAGAGGGUGUUCUACUUCCCACAGGGGCAUAUGGAGCAGCGGUGGUUCUGUGAUCCUUUGCAGUUGGUGCCGUCCACGGAUCAGGAGUCGGACCAGCAGAUUCCCCUGUUCAAUCUUCCUUCGAAGAUACUCUGCCGCGUUGUUAACAUCGAACUGAGGGCCGAGCCCGAAACGGAUGAAGUCUAUGCGCAAAUCACUUUACUCCCGGAAGCGGAUCAAAGCGAGCCUACAAGUCCUGAUCCCUGUCUCCCAGAGCCACUGAGACCGUCGGUCCACUCAUUCUGUAAGAUUCUGACAGCAUCGGACACGAGCACUCAUGGGGGGUUCUCGGUUCUUCGGCGACAUGCCACCGAAUGCCUUCCUCCUCUUGAUAUGUCGCAGCCAACCCCAACUCGGGAGCUCGCCGCCAAGGAUCUCCAUGGUUUUGAAUGGCGAUUCAAGCACAUCUUUAGAGGUCAACCACGGAGGCAUUUGCUAACCACUGGCUGGAGUACGUACGUUACUUGUAAGAGAUUAGUCGCUGGUGAUGUAUUCAUCUUUAUGAGAGGGGAAAAUGAAGAACUGCAUGUUGGAGUGAGACGCCUCGCUCGACAGCAGAAUACAAUUCCAUCUUCUGUGAUCUCAAGUCAGAGCAUGCACCUUGGAGUGCUUGCCACUGCGUCCCAUGCUGUCUCGACUCACUCUCUUUUCACAGUAUUCUACAAGCCCAGGAUCAGUCAAUUUAUCGUUCGUGUCAACAAGUAUUUGGAGGCAUUUAAAAAUGGAUUCGCAGUCGGGAUGAGAUUUAAGAUGAGAUUCGAGGGAGAAGAUGUUCCAGAGAAAAGGGUUACUGGGACCAUAACUGGAGUUGGAGAUAUUUCUUCUCAGUGGGCAAGUUCUAAGUGGAGAUCAUUGAAGGUACAAUGGGAUGAAGCCAGCAACAUUCAGAGACCGGAAAGGAUUUCGCCAUGGGAUAUAGAGCCUUUAACUGGUCCUAUGACUGCCUUAAGUGUAAGUCAACCAGUGUUUAUGAAGAAUAAAAGAUCCCGCUCGUCCUGGGAUCUCUCAGGCUUCGAAGCUUAUUCAGGAUUCCGGUACACAGGAAAAACGCAGUCACUGGAAGUAGGUGCCCCUGAUGCCCAGACCUCUGAGACACAAGUUCUCUUGCCGCAGAGACCAAAAGAAAGCAAUGACUCUAAUUUCUUAAAAAGCCAUAGCCCGCACGACACAAUAUUAGCAGAUUGCUGGUUGAAGGAUCUCCAAUCUCCGGUAAAGAGUUCAUCAUCUUCGAUGACAGAUGUUUCUCUGAAGCUGUUUGAGGGUGCGAAAGGAGAGACAAAGGCCAUCGACCCGUCAUGGCCGCAUUUAUCUAGCUGCCUGAAUGAGAAGCCUUCACUGUGGUUGUGUAGCAACAUAGAAAAAUGGAAGAAACCCGAGAGCAGCAGCACUUGUAGGUUAUUUGGGAUUGAUUUGGUCAAUCCCUCCAGCAGCAUUGAGAGGGCAACUGCUGGCACGAUCAGCCUAUCAAGUGCCACCGAUGAGGAUCCUCUUCAGGCCACCACCGCAACUCUUGAAGACUCGGACCGGCAUUCAGGGCUUUCAAAAGCUCCCAAAGAGCCGAUACAAGGGUUGCAAGUAUUUCCAAAGGAGAUCCAAAACAACCAGAACUGUUCUACCAGAAGCCGCACCAAGGUUCACAUGCAAGGAAUUGCGGUCGGUCGAGCUGUUGAUCUGACAUACUUGGAAGGCUAUGAUGACUUGAUACUGGAGCUGGAGCAGAUGUUCGAGAUCGAAGGAGAGCUACACCAUCGGAACAAAUGGGAAGUGGUGUAUACUGAUGAUGAGGGUGACAUGAUGCUAGUGGGUGAUGAUCCCUGGCCAGAAUUCUGUAAGAUGGUGAAGAAGAUAUCCAUCUAUACAAGUGAAGAGGUGAAGAAGAUGAGGCCCAGGAGCAAGUUUCCUGAAGCUCCAACAUCAGAGGGUGAAGGAGGAGGUGGUGGGGCUGCUCGUGCUGCUGCUCUCGAAGAGCCCAAAAUUGAAAGCAUCCAGAACUGAACGGUAGUGGGGUUUCAACUUUAGUCUUUGAUUUUCCUUGUCAUUCUCUCGGCAGGGAGUUUUCUGACUCAACAUCAGAAAGGACUUUAUCAUGCGUGGCAAAUAUCAACAAUAAUCUUGCUAAUUUGCCGCUUUUUUUUUUCAGAGCCUAAAAAAUAAUUUGGGAAAAGGUGAAGGAUUAAAUAAAUGAAGAUGUUGAUGAUUGGAUACUUUCAGCAGCAUUUAGGUCUUUAAGAGUUUUUAGAGAGAGGAGGUGUGGUUGGGCGACAAAAGAGAGGUGGGAAAGAAAAGUGGAAGGAAUGAUUUGGUUGUGAAUAUUAUGAUCUUCUGGUGCUGUCUGGGAUUAAUUUAUGGGCAUGCUGUCCUUUUUUUUAAUAUUUUUCUCUUCCUUUUCUUGAUUCCUCUACGAAGAAUAAGCUAUGUAAAUAUAUGAGUACUUUUUUGGGUGCAGCAUCUUUUACUAGUGUUUUUGACCAUUCAUAAAA
Messenger RNA from Phoenix dactylifera (date palm), 2918 nucleotides. RefSeq names its product auxin response factor 11-like. NCBI's taxonomy places the organism in Eukaryota, Viridiplantae, Streptophyta, Magnoliopsida, Arecales, Arecaceae. The record is from RefSeq and is a predicted model, not a curated record. Gene Ontology annotation, cellular component: nucleus. Gene Ontology annotation, molecular function: DNA binding. Gene Ontology annotation, biological process: regulation of DNA-templated transcription; response to hormone.